GUCAGAAGCGUUUUCAACCUUCUUGUGAUUGCUGACGCUUUUACUUUGAAAGUCGUGACAGGAAGUUACGUCGUGCUCGGAACUACGGGGUCUCGCACGUUUUUCCUGAUAGCGAUUGGCGGAGCGAUUGCAGCCAAUAGCAUCAGUUUUCUUUGCGUUUUUUAACUAUUAAUCACACAACUAAUCCACUCGCCGAUCUGGACUUUAAGACAACAAACUCUCCUCGUCUGUUUCACGUCACGCAAUGAACGUGACAGUGACGGAGUGACUUACUGCAGCUAAAAGAAGUUAGCUUAGCCGGCUAGCUCGGUGUGCUAACGCGUGUUUCUGCAGGUCGGAGAGUUUCACCAGCAGGUCUUCACAACUCUUUACAACCCUAAAAACAUGGCUUUUGUGACGGCGCUGCGGAGACUGGCCCACGGGGGGUUACGGGGGUCUUCCUGGAGGACGACGGCGGUGACUCCUGGAGCCUGGCUGGCCGGGCAGAGGAGCUUCAGCACCGGGACGCAGGCUCUGAGGUCGGACAACAAGGUGACGAUCAACUUCAUCAACAGAGACGGGGAGAAGAUCACAGUGAAGGGGUCGCCUGGAGACUCGCUGCUAGAUAUCGUCAUCAAUGAAGACCUGGACUUUGAUGGCUUUGGGGCGUGCGAGGGAACCCUGGCGUGCUCCACCUGUCAUCUAAUCUUCGACGAGGACGUCUACAAGAGUCUGGGGCCGGUCACGGACGAGGAGAUGGACAUGCUAGACUUGGCCUAUGGCUUGACUGACACAUCUCGCCUGGGCUGCCAGAUCUGUCUGACCAAGUCUCUGGAGGGCGUCGUGGCCAGGGUUCCAGAGAGCGUCGCGGACAUCCGACAGAGCAAAGACGGAUCCUCUUAAACCGCGUCCGAGAGCGGUCUAAGUAGACGCUGUGGACGUAAAACUUUGGACGCCGCUCUGCCACAGUCGUCUGGAGAUGUAAGAAUAUGGGAUUUGGACGCACAAACGAAGACAAAAUCAUUUUUAUAGAGUAAAACUGUAACCUAUUGUAAAAUGUUGCCACAUAAUCUAUGAUAUUUUAUCAGAUAAUCCAUCCCAAUUUUAGGUUUGCACAUUUUAAUCACUUUGAAUGACCAUCAGUUUGCUUCAUAUAGUCAUUCUUUUUAACCCUCGCACUGCAACCUAUGUCUAUACCUCUAGUUUGUGUCUGAGAAAAUGUAUUUUCCUUUUCUUGUAAAUAUGACAAGAUUCCCCUCUCUGUGUGUGUAAAUUCAGUCAUAUUCACUAAAAAAGGAAAAGCUACACAGCUGGUUGCAGCCUGUGUCUGAAUUGCAACUAACAGUUCUCGACGCCUUAGAGAUGGUGCUGAUGCCGACCCACACAUAUUUUAAUUUUACUCGUAUGUAUACCCCUACUAUUGUUUGAUUGAUCAGAUCCUCCGUGUAAUUCCAUCAUGUGAUUGUACAUAGCUAGAACACAUACAUAUAUCCAUGCAUAGAGUGAAAAUUUAUGUAAUAAAUAAAUCACCUUUCUAA
Messenger RNA from Anoplopoma fimbria (sablefish), 1517 nucleotides. Its product is annotated as adrenodoxin-like. The transcript has 4 exons. Lineage: Eukaryota; Metazoa; Chordata; Actinopteri; Perciformes; Anoplopomatidae. Gene Ontology annotation, cellular component: mitochondrion. Gene Ontology annotation, biological process: P450-containing electron transport chain; positive regulation of oxidoreductase activity. Gene Ontology annotation, molecular function: 2 iron, 2 sulfur cluster binding. The record is from RefSeq and is a predicted model, not a curated record. Bases 385 to 882 code for a protein of 165 amino acids.